UGGCUGCGCACUAACAAAUGUCACAUUAGUUUUGAGCAGCCGGACAAAAACAAGUAGUCAGUAUUGCUUAAAACCUUAACUCUACUUACCACUCAGUAUUGCUCGAAUUCUCAUCUCUGCUGACCCAUUGCCCGGACGCCCCAUUCACGACUUCAGAGGGUACUAAAAGCAUUACCCUGGCAUCAUGGUCCAACUGUCGUCGCAGCUCUUAAAGCGGUACCACGGGGGUUACGUGGUCCUCCGCAUGGCUCUGGCGGGCCACAAGCAGGCCAACAGACCCUUCUACCGCAUCGUGGCGGCGUACAACAAGCGAGCGCGGGACGGCAAGUACAUCGAGCAGCUGGGCACGUACGACCCGCUGCCUAACAUGUACAACGAGAAGCUGGUCAGCUUCAACUCGGACCGCAUCAAGUACUGGAUCGGCUGCGGCGCGCACCCCACCAAGCCGGUGGCCAAACUUCUGGGUUUGGCGGGCUUUUUCCCCCUCCACCCCAUGACGGUGACGGAGGCCGAGCGUCGGCGAGCCCAAGCGGCUCAGACGGAAGUGGAAGUGAAUAAAAGUCAGGAGGCGGAAGUGUGAAAACCUGCCAUGUCACGGCGCCACACGGAGACUGUUUUUGUAUUUUCUUUGUAUAUAAUUAUGUUGGACUUGUGUGCUUGAGCCACUGAGUCAACCACAAAUGAAAAGUGAGGAAAAUUCAAGCUUCUAUUUAUAGACACAUUUACACAGCACUAGUGUAUCAGACAACAAAGUAAGUGUGCCACCAGGGUUUGAAUUUGAAAUGUAAAAUGAUCACAUUUUCAAUAGUUGUCAAUGUUAACAAUUCAACCGGCUACAAUUCGCUGUCUGAAAUUCACCAUCUGUGCCACCAGGCAGGGUUACUUCAGGUCAGAAUCCAGUUACACUUUCUUAGUAUGUGACGUCACGUGACUAAGAAAGCACAACUGCGAUUGGCUGGGUGUUCGGUUCUGACCUGAAGUAACCCUGCCUGGUGGAACGGAUGUUGAAUUUUAGACAGUGAAUUGUAGCUUAAAGUACAACUUUUGAAGGGUGGACCCUGCCUCUCGCCCAAAGAUAGCUGGCAUAGGCUCCAGGACGCCUGUGACACUUGUAAGGAUAAGCAAUACAAAAAAAUCCAUCGUGAAAAUUGCUUUAUAUAUAUAUAAAAACAGCUUUAAUCUCAAUCUUACAACUAAUCUAAAAAUUCUAUAUUGUAAAGCAAUGAUAGUAUUCUCGCACGAUGACAACUUUAAGCUUGAAAAAGUGAAUUUUUUUUUUUUACUUGAUCUUAAAGAUAUAAGUAAGAUGGCAGAAAAUAGUGGGUUUGGUGAUCAAGAAUUUAAUGACUUCAUUGCCAGAGUGAAAAAAAAAAAAAAAAUGAAUGCCUGCUAGUUUUGAUUAGCAUUGAUCCUGACCUG
This is a messenger RNA of Syngnathoides biaculeatus (alligator pipefish), 1419 nucleotides long. It is a transcript of the gene mrps16, whose product is annotated as mitochondrial ribosomal protein S16. The coding region runs from base 185 to 580 and encodes 131 amino acids. The transcript has 4 exons. Gene Ontology annotation, cellular component: mitochondrial small ribosomal subunit; ribosome. NCBI's taxonomy places the organism in Eukaryota, Metazoa, Chordata, Actinopteri, Syngnathiformes, Syngnathidae. Gene Ontology annotation, biological process: mitochondrial translation. The record is from RefSeq and is a predicted model, not a curated record. Gene Ontology annotation, molecular function: structural constituent of ribosome.